UGGAGAUGCUCUUACUCUAUUUUACUCUAAAAUAGAGUAACUCUAUAAUAGAGUUUGAGUUUACUCCAAUGGUAUUCUAUUUUAGAGUAGAAAAUAGAGUGAUGAACAAAAAAAACAAAUUAUUCUAUAUUUGGAGUAAACCUAUUUUUCACUGUAUUAUAGAUGGAGAAAUAUAGUACCAUUGGAAUAUUUUUUACUCUAAACUCUAUUUUAGAGUGAAAAAUAGAGUGGGGUUGGAGAUGCUCUUAGAGCAAAAGUUACAAUAUAAUAGAAUUACUCUAUUUUUGUGUAAAUUACAAAGGAAAAAAUAGAGUUCUCUUGGAGAUGGUCUAAGAAUCAGUAACAUUACCUAUAAUUUUGUACAGUUUCAUGAUUAAUUUAGUGUUUUUUGUUUUAUGUUCGGUAAUAAUUAGUUAAAGCAAACGAAAAGUUGGACGAUUCACAUAAAAAUUAGCAAAAAUUUGCUUUUAGCGUGGAGGGACAGAUUGGCAAUAAUUUAAUUUAACAGCUCAACGAAAUUUCGAGUUCCGGGAUUUAUUGGUCUUGUUAAACAAUUUCACAUGUACUAGUUGAGAGACCGAGAUUCCAAAAAUAAAAGUUAAAAAAUGUGACUGUGUGAGUGAAUAAAAAAGGUUUCAGCUAAACAUAUUUAAAUAAAAAAUAAAAAAUAUUUGUCUAAAUAGGCAUAUGAGAUUUUUAUUUUCAUAUUUAUUAUUUUUCUCUAAAUUAGUUUUCAAUUAGACAUUCGAAGUGUUACAAAUGAAUGGACGGACUAAUAAAAUGGUAUCUAGAAUUAAACACACAUCAGACUAUAUCCAAUAAUACUAGGCCUAGCCUUUAUCCCAAACCAGAAUUCCAACGUUAACCCGAACCAAAAUUAAAAACCCGCAUCCAAACCAAUAUAUAAUAAAAUAUAUGAAAAUAACUUAAGAGCUUGAUAUUUUGGAGUUGGAGUACAACCCGAACCAAACCAAACCAAAAUCUGAAUUAGGAUCCGAAUAUCUGAAAUAAGUUAAUAUGUUAAUAUUUUAUAUAUACUAGGUGGUUGCCUGCGAUUUCACGGGUAUAAAUAUUUCAUGAAAAUUAUAUAUUAUGCUUAUAAUUUUAUACUUUUGAAUAAUAAUCAUAACUAUUAAAAAUAACCAUUUUAUUUAAAAUAAUUUAUCAAAAUUUUUGGUAUUGUAUAAUCUUAGAAGAUUAUUGAAAUUUUUUGUUAAUUCUAAUAAUUUUAUUAUAAGUUUCGAAAAAGUCUUUUUUCUGACAUAUUUUUUGAUUAAUAAAAAAAAUAGAGAUUAAUGAACAAAAGGUUAUUUUAUAGGUCAAUUCUCAUAAAUAGACUAUUUUUAAUUUUUGGUCACAAAAAUAGAUCACAAAGAGGAAAAUGACCAAAAUGUUUUAUUUAAUAGGUAAAAGAACACUAAUACCCUAGAUAUAUAAAAAAUAAAAUUUAAUAAAAUAAAAAUAAAAACAUAAUAAAAAAAUAAUUUUUUAUAGUUUUAGAUUAUAUGUUUUCGAAUUUGAAGUUUUUUUAUAAAUAUUUCUUUUUGAAUCUUUUUUUUUCGAAUUUUAUUUUAUUUUUUUCAGAUUUUCUUUUUGUAAUUCGAAAAUACUUUUUGAAACUAUUUUAAAAUUUUAUUUUCAAAAUUUUAAUAUUUAUUUACUAUUUUGUGUCAUGAAUUAAUAUGGUUCAACCGAAUUUAAUAUGGUUCGAUUAAGUUUAAACUUAAAACAAGACCUAUAAAUAAAUAUAUGCUUUAUUAUUUGUCUUCUGUAAAUUUUAUAUGAACUUAGUUGAAUUUAGUUAUUGACAUUUAUAGUAUAGAUAUCAUGAAACAAAAUUUAAAUAUAUAUACCAAACAAAAAAUAUAAACUAACCAUCUUAACAUUAAGGGUGUGACUGGUAGAUUUUAGAGUAACUGGAAGAUAUGAAAAUGGAGUAACUAACGUUUCGAAUGUUUACAACCGCCCCGCCCCGUACCGCAGUUAACAGUACCAAAAAUCUCUACAUAUACUAUAUAUCUAUAUAUUUUUAUAACUGUUAAAAUCACACCGCAGUUGAACCGCUUGUCCCGCACCGCUCAAACCGCAGUUACAGAGGAAAAGUAGGAGAGUAAAACAAAAAUAAAAUAAAAUAAAAUCAGGUACAAAUUAAUUUCCACUUCAGAAACUGUGAGGUAAUAAAAUAUUAUAUAUACCACCAGUUAAACAGUGGUGAGAGUAAGCGAGAUGGAAAUUAAUUUUACCUGAUUGGCUAACAUAAAAAUUGAACGGAGAGUAAAAAUAUUAUCGCUAAAAAUAUUUGGCAGGAAGUGCUUUCCAGCUAGACACUAAAGAUAUGUAGUUAUGAAUUGUAAAGAUUUCAAAAAAUAAAUAUAAUAAAAAUGUCAAAAUUUUAUUUGUGGUAUUGUUAUUUUCUAUUUUUUAUUAGUAUAAUAGUUCCAAAGAAAUUAUGAAGAAGAAAUAAUUAACAAAUUUGAUUUAUAUGAUUGAUUACAAACAAAUCUAGUUUAAUUUGGUUUGACCGGUCCGGUCCGAUCCGAUUUUAAAAACAGUGGUAUUGACUAUAAUUGUCUAUGGUGAUUUUCAUAUUCAUCAUAUAUAUUAUUAUUUAUCUGAAGAUAAUGUAUUUUCUGUUAAGCAUAAAUGAGUGAAGUAUAUAAAAAAGAAUGAUGAUUGAUGUUUAAUGCAUAGGGAGAAUCAUUUUCCAGUACACGAGAAGCGAGUAAUUGACCAGAGAGACAGUGUCCCCUUUCGUUGGUCAUUAAAGCUGCUUUUGUCACUCUUUUCUUCUGUCAAUUUGUUUUCUGUCUUCAAUAUCUUUUUUUUAUUACUAUAUAUACUCACGAAUCAAUUGUGUAUCUCGAUAUGUACCAAUAAUUUUUUUUAAUAAUUGAUGACCCAUAGUGUACGAGCACCUUCGUAAAUGAAUUUAACAGAAUAUUUCAAUAUACAUGUAUAUAUAUUAAAUUAUUAAAAUCAUAUCAUAUUUAAAUAUUAUUUUACUUUUAUCAGUUAUUAGAUAUUUUAUUAAGAUCUUUCAAUCAAGAAAAUAUUUCUUUAUAUUUUCAAUUUAAUAUUUAAAAGAUUAUAAUUUAUUUCUGUUAAAAUAUCUUCAAUCCACUUCUAUUUGUUUUACUCUACAAAAAAAAAGAAAUUCGAAAAUAGAAGAUAGUUUUACGUACCAAUUUGUUUUUCUAUAAUAUAAAAUGUUAUAUUCUCUUUUAUUUAUAAAGAAAGGAUACUACAUAUUUUGUUGAAAAUAGUGUUUCUUUAUAAUAAAGAAAAGUACCACAUUUUCUAUUGUAAAAUAUACCAGAGAAAAACUCAUUUUAUUUUAGAAUUUCUAAUUAUAGAAGAAGAAGAAGAAGAAAUAGAUUAGAAAUGCUCUAGGUUCAAGUUAUCGAGUAACUUGCAUUGAUAAACAUUCAGAAAAAUAAUAGAAAUUUAGAGAAAUCGAAUUUUUAAUUAUCAUCUAAAACGUCUACAAUGGUUGAAAUCGAUCUAGUUAUAUUUUGAAACGACAAAGAUGUGAAAUGAAAUUUUCCAUCGAAGACUUAUUUGUUCUAAGCUAUAAACUUCACGUGACUUUGUUUUUCAACAUGUCAGUCGCACACAAAAGUACCAUGAACACUAAUAAGUUUGUAAUAACUCCAUCCAACAAAGUCAUCCUUUCUUACAACACUACAUUUAUUCGUCAUUGUUUUAAGUUAAACCGGAUCAUCCUUUUUUUUGAUCAAAAAAAGUUAAACCGGAUCAAUCAGUUUUCGGGAAUCAAACGAAAAGUUUUCACCUGGAAUUACAAAACCAAGUUAAAGAGAACAAAUCAUAUAUCUUGAACGAGAGUUUUUUUUUGCCAAAGCAUAGCUUUCCUAGAUAUUACUGAUGUAAAAUCUGACUUUAUCAUUUUAUGAAUAUUAACCAUAGCAAAAAAAAGAAGAAGAAAAAAGAGCGAUCAAACUUACUCCAUCCGUUUCAUAAUGAUCUAUGAUCUAUGACAAAUUACAAAUUUUAAAGAUAUUAAUUGUAUUUACUGAACUUUGAUUGGUUAAAAAUCAUAGGAAAUAGCUAAACACAGAAAAAAUGUAUUUAUUGUUAAAAGUUUAUGUAUUUUCUUAAUAAUUGUGAAAACUGUAGAAUAUAUAUUACUUUGAAUCGGAUGGAGUACAUUAGAAGGAAUCAAACCAAAACAAGCCACUUUCAUAUAUAAUCGAUCAUUAACAAGGCUAAUAGCAUUAUACAGUAAAACCUCUAUAAAUUAAUAAUGUUGGGAGUUUGAAAUUUUAUUAAUUUAUAGAGAUAUUAAUUUACAAAAAAAAAUUUUUUUUUUAGAUGUUUUAUAUUUUUAAAUAUUUUUAUUUAUAAAAUAAAAUAUAUUUGAUUUUACCAUAUAUGCAUUAAUAUUUUUUAAAAAAUUUGACUUUCAUAUUGUUUUAUUAUAUUACUUGGUUUAUAUAUUAUUGUUUCAUAUAACUUCUAUGUCGUUUUCGAUAUAAUUUUUACUAAAUAUUAUCAAAAUAAAUUGAAAUGUCUAGAAAACCAACAAUAUAAUGUUUAGUUUGUACUUAUAUGAAAUGUAUAUAUAGAUAUAUUAUUAAUUUAUGAUUUUAGUGGGACUAUAUAUUUACAUAGGAUUUUCUAAAAAAAUAUUAUUUUAUUAUUUUAUCAAUUUGUGUCAUAUUUUGAAUUAAUCCAACUCAAAAACGAGAAAAUUUAUUAAUUUAUAAAGAUUAUUAAUUUAUCGUAUUAAUUUAUUAAAGUUCUACUGUAGUUAAUCCAACUCUAAAUCAAACAAACUAAAACUGAAUGCACAUUACCUGUGCAAAAACAACUUUUGUGUCGGCCAUGUAGCGGUACAGCUCACCAUUUCGAGCGCCGUUUGUCAUGAGUUGCUAUCCAACGAAACUGUCCCUCAAGCUUUAUAAGCCCAUGCAUCUUCUAUAUAGAUCCCUGAGAUUUCUUCUCUAGGCUUUGUGGAGUUUGCUCACAUCAAUGUUACAAAAAAAUGUUACCAGCUGUUACAACCAUAUUCACCAGCUCUCUUAGCUUUGUGUUCUCACCGUACAUGUCAGGUACCUAUAUAGAUCCAUGCAUCUUCUAUAUAGAUCCCUGAGAUUUCUUCUCUAGACUUUGUGGAGUUGCUCACAUCAAUGUUACAAAAAAAUGUUACCAGCUGUUACAACCAAAUUCACCAGCUCCCUUAGCUUUGUGUUCUUACCGUACAUGUCAGGUACCUAGGUGUUCUUCACUUUGUUCUUCCUCGCCAUAGAGAAGAGUACUGGCUUUCAACCUAUCGCUCACUUAAUGUACGUACCCAGUGCUGUCCCAAAUAUUACUGAGGCUUAAAUCAUGUUACAAUAAUGGCCCUUACAUUUAUAUCUAAGGGCUUAUUGGCUUAAUAGCCAUAUUUCAGAGGAAAAUCAAGAGAAUAAACAUGAUUUUGACAUAAUGUAAUAACUGUCUUUUUGCCAUCAUUCCAGCCGGUUAUACCUUUGUUGGUAACAGGUACCCGGUUCCUUCACAUAAAGAAAACGACAUGGUCAUUUUGUGAACCAUAGUAACACCUUUUAUAAUACUGGAGGUAUGUAUUUGUGGUUUUUUGAAAGAAGAAAAAGCCAUCCACGUAUAACUUUAAUGAUCACAUACAUAAACAUCAAGAUUUAUAUUCUAUAUCAUCUAAGUUUUAUUCCAUAUCAGAUAAAAACUAAACCCUAAAAUCUAAUCACUAAACCCUAACCCAAAUAUAAACCCUAAACUCAUAUAUCAAAAUCUAAAAAAUACAUAAUGGUAUGUAAUAUUAAACUAAAUUAUGUUAUAUUAAAUUAUAUUAUGUAAUAUACCAAUUCUAUAUCACCAAAAUUAAAAUACAUGGUAUGAAAGUUCAGAAGUGUUCUAUUCCAUAUCCAAACAUAAUAGAAACAAGUAAUGCUUUUCCAAUGGUGAACCCAUAUUCCAGAAACUAAACCCUAUCCAAUCAUCAUGAAACUCUACACGAAAAUAUAAGCCCUAAAUAUAAACCCUUCUAAAUACUAAACCCUAAACUCAAAUCACUAAACCAUAACCCAAAUAUAAACCCUAAACCCAAAUAUAAAUAUUAAACCCAAAUAGAAUAGAACAAAAUAAAUAACAUAGUACAUAUUAGUGAAAUUAUGAAAUGUAUACGAUUGCAUGUAAGAAAUGUCUAUGAUUUCAUGGAAAAAGUUGAUGUUGACCCCAACCAUACCCCUUCAUCUUCUAAAUACUAAACCCUAAACCAUAUUCACUAAACCCUACACCCUAUUCUCUAGACCCUAAACCCAAAUAUAAACUAUAAACCCAAAUAGAAUGGAACAAAAUAAUAGUAUGUUAUAUAUUGGUGAAAUUAUGAAAUAUCUAUGAUUUCAUGGAAGAAAUUAAAGUUAAUGCUUACCCCAACCAAAACCCCUCACCUUCUAAAUACUAAACCCUAAAUAUGAUUCACUAAACCCUAAACUCAAAAAUAAACUCUAAACCCAAAUAAAAUGGAACAAAAUAAAUAGCAUGGUAUAUUGGUGAAAUAAUGAAAUGUCUAUGAUUUCAUCGAAGAAGUUAAUGCUGACCCCAACCAUAUCCCCUCACCUUCUAAAUACUAAACCCUAAACUAUAUUCACUAAACCCUAAACCCAAAUAUAAACACUAAACCUAAAUAUAAACCCUAAACUCAAAUAUCAAAGUCUAAAAAAUAACAUAUAUUAUGUAAAUUAAAUUAUAUUAUGUAAUAUUAAACUACACAAUCUAGAUAUAAGCCCUUCUAAAUACUAAACCCUAAACUCUAAUCACUAAACCAUAACCCAAAUAUAAACUCUAAACCCAAAUAUAAAUAUUAAACCCAAAUAGAAUGGAACAAAAUAAAUAACAUAGUACAUAUUAGUGAAAUUAUGAAAUGUAUACGAUUGCAUGUAAGAAAUGUCUAUGAUUUCAUGAAAAAAGUUGAUGUUGACCCCAACCAUACCCCUUCAUCUUCUAAAUACUAAACCCUAAACCAUAUUCACUAAACCCUACACCCUAUUCACUAGACCCUAAACCCAAAUAUAAACUAUAAACCCAAAUAUAAUGGAACAUAAUAAUAGUAUGUUAUAUAUUGGUGAAAUUAUGAAAUAUCUAUGAUUUCAUGGAAGAAAUUAAAGUUAAUGCUUACCCCAACCAAAACCCCUCACCUUCUAAAUACUAAACCCUAAAUAUGAUUCACUAAACCCUAAACCCAAAAAUAAACUCUAAACCCAAAUGUAAUGGAACAAAAUAAAUAGCAUGGUAUAUAUUGGUGAAAUAAUGAAAUGUCUAUGAUUUCAUCGAAGAAGUUAAUGCUGACCCCAACAAUAUCCCCUCACCUUCUAAAUACUAAACCCUAGACUAUAUUCACUAAACCCUAAACCCAAAUAUAAACACUAAACCUAAAUAUAAACCCUAAACUCAAAUAUCAAAGUCUAAAAAAUAACAUAUAUUAUGUAAAUUAAAUUAUAUCAUGUAAUAUUAAACUACCCAAUCUAGAUCAUAGUACGAUAUUUACUUGUUCAAAAACUAUAUUUCUAAACAAAAUAAAACACUCUUUAGUAAUCAUCAAAUGGAAUGGAACAUAAUAAAAUAGAAAAGUAGCAUAAUAUAUUGCAUUUCAUAACAGGAAUAGAACAAACAUAAUACAUUUCUAUUCCAUAUGCGAAUAGAAUAGAACAAAAUAAACAGAAACUGUUCAUCUUCUCCGAUCAACUUAGGUCAUCCACGGCGACAAAAUAUAAGUGUAUCUUGCGACAUUAGUGGAUAUAAUACAUAUAACCACAUCAAAGAGACGGAUUUUGUUGUUGAUACAGUAAAUAGAAGAGAAGAACAUACAGUGGUGACGCGAUGAUGGUGUCGUUCGUAUAGAUGGAGGUGAUCACCACUACACAAAUCUUUUAGGCAAGGGUCAGCGCAAAUUGGGAUGUGAAUACGAAUUGGGAGGGAUUGUAAUCAGAGAAAACGCGGUGGAGACAAUCUGGAGUGAAACUAUUUAAAAGAGUGUGAAUCUGGAAGGGACACGACAUAUUUUUGCAAAAUAGUAAUUAUAAUUUCAUUUUUUUUCCUAGCAGGUUUCUCCGGUUUCAAGCAGGGGCAAUACAACAAUAUUAUAUAAAAAACAAGGGAAACAGUGAAAAAUUAGGGUGAUUGACUACUCAAUUAAUUAUGCCUUUUUUCAUGUAUAUAGGCUCCAAUUUCCCUAUAUUUAAUACUGCCCCAAAAGAAUUAUAUGAAAGAGAGAUUUGUAGCAUAGCUCGAACCUAAUCAAAGGAGGACACUAACUUCUCUUCUUUAACCAUUUGAGUUAUACUUAGGCUUUGAAUGGUGACCAAGGAACGAAAGAGAACAUUGAAUUCUUUAUCAUUCCCAAAAAAAAAUCACCAUUCACAAAGAAUAAUUUUUCUUUCUUGUUCCUCUCCAUUCCUUUAUCUGUAGAGAAAUAUAGAACAAAAGCAUUCCUUGUUAAAUUUGAUAAGGAACAAGCAUUCAUUUUCAUUCCUACAAUUUUAUUCCUAUACAUUUCUUUCCUAUUCGUUCCUCGUGUUUCCGAAAAAAUCACUAGUCGGAAUCUUAAUAUUAUUAAAUAUGGUCCACAUUUUGUUUUUAUAUUAUGUGGUCUAAAGCUAUCGCUUUACCUGCUUUAAAGCAGGGAUACCACAAAGCAAUCCAUCUAAAAUCAAAUGGUUUUGACAAAAAAAAAUUUAUGAUGAGUUCUCAAACUAAAAUAAAACGAAUUAAUGUUAAUACUUACACAUGUUCAUCAGUUUACUGAUCAGGGCCUUUGAACAUUCUUUAUAUGGAAUCACGUAAAGCUGUAAGCCUCUUAUAGGGAAAUAAUAGACUAAAUUGAGACUAAUGUAACAUUCUGGUUUGUAGUAUAUGACAAAGACUUAAAAGAAUUGAUUUUGCUAUCUAUGUUACUAACGUGCACUUAUUUUUUUCCGUCACAUAUCCGUUUAAAACUCUAGGGUUAAGCGUGCUUGAGCUCGAGUAAUAAAAUGAUGAGUGACCUAUUGGUAAGUGAUUCACGAUACCAUGUGAGUAAUGCCAAAUCAUGGAGAAAUGUCAUAUCAUGAUUGCAGGAUCAGUAAGAAAGUCUUUCGAGCCUUUCAAAAAUUAACGCACCAUCCGUCGCAUGGAAUGGAUCCAUGAACCGAGUGAGCGGGCAUGGGAGGCCCAUUAGACCAUCUCCAAUGUAUUUCUCUAUUUUUACCUCUAAAAUAGAGGAACUCUGUAAUAGAGGUGGGUUUUACUCCAAUGUAUUUCUCUAAAAUAGAGAUCUCUACAUAUAGAGUAAAAAAUAGAGGAAUGCUAUUUCUUCCUCUAUAAAUAGAGGAAAAUAUAGAGAUCUCUAUUAUAGAUGAAGAAAUAGAGAUGAGUUAGAGCAAUUUCACCUCUAAAUGCUAUUAUAGAGGUGAUAAUAGCAAUGGCUUGGAGAUGCUCUUAGCCGUUGACGGUUGGGCCGUUACAAGUGGUAUCAGAGACGAACCCAGACGAGUGUGGAGUCAGUGAGGUCUCACACUAACAUGGAUAACAAUUUUGGGGCGCAACAUGGAUGUUGUGUUCUUUGAGAAAGGGUGAAUUGUAAUAUUCCGGUUUGUGGUAUAAUGAGAAAGGCAUAAGAGAAUUAAUUUGGCUACCUAUUUCACUAAAGUACACUUACUUUUUCUGUCAUACAUCCGUUUAGAACUCCAGGGUUAAACAUACUUGAGCUGGAGUAAUGGAUCAUGAGUGAUAUAACGGGAAGUGAUUCGUGAUACCAUAUGAAUGAGGCCAAAGCAUGAAAAAUGUCAUAUAAUGAUUGCAAGGUCAAUAAACAAACUUUUCAUCGAGCUUUUCAAAAAUUAAUGCAUCUUCCGUCGCAUGGAAUGAUAUCCACACCGAAAGAGCGUGCAUGGGAAACCCAUUAACUGUAGGUGGGUGGAGCAUUUUACUGGUCGGAGCAUUUUACUGGUCAGAGCUUUUAAACAUUCCUUAUAUAGAACCAUUUCUUAAGAAAAAGGGAAAUGAAUAGUCAUAUGAGCUCUGGGUGAGACUCAGUUGAAUAUUGAAUCAAACGUAUCGGUCCAUGAAAUUCUCUCUCUUCUCCACUCGACUGGAAUAUCUGAUCUUUGAAGAUGAACUGACUGAGUAUUCUAUGUCACGGAUCAUAUGUGCCAUUGGUUUAGUUAUUUGAAUUCCAAGAUUAUAUGUAUAUAAAUUUCUUUCUUUCUAUUAUUGCAAAAACAUAAAAUUACUGAUAAGGAUGUAAUGUAACAGACAUAUCCUUUAUCUUGCUUAAUAAUGAACUAAUUGUAUUAUUUAAAUAAACUAUUUUGCAUUUUUUGUGAAAACACGAUUUUACAGUUUUUAAUAAUUUUUUUUUUUGUGAUUUUGACAAAAGCAUAAAAUUUACAGUUUUCGCGGAAAAUAGUUUAACGGAAAACAUGUUUUCUAGUUUGGCAGAAAAACGCAUUUCCAAUUUUGUUGGAAAAAUGUAAUUUUUCAGUUUUGGAGGGAAAAUGUGUUUUUCAGUUUUGGCGGGAAAAUGUGUUUUUCAGUUUUGGCGGAAAAAUGCGAUUUUCAAUUUUUUCAGUUUUGGUGGAACGUGAUUUUCUGGAAUUGACGGAAAAACGCAUUUUUCCGAUUUUGGCAAGAAGACAUGUUUUCCGGUUUUGAAAAAAAAAACAGGUUUUCUGGUUUUGGCAGAAAAAACAUUUUUCUAACUUUAUGAGAAAACACAUUUUCGGUUUUGGCACGAAACACGCGUUUUUGAGUUUUUGCGGAAAAAUACAUUUUUGGGGGUUUGGCAAAAAAUCAGUUUUUCGAUACAGUUUUUGCGGUUCUGGCGGGAAAUUGCAAUUAUAAGAUUUUGGCGUUUUUCUGAUUAAAUUUACUAUAUAAUAGUUAUACAACUAAUUUAAUCAAUUUUAUAUUUGUAUUAAGGGUAUUUAAGUCUUUCUAAUUUUGAGAUGCAAAUGUUAGCAUCCAAACUCUACUUUUUUUGCAACUCAAAUAUCUAGAUACUAGGUAAUAACGUUCGCGAAAGAAAUACUUUUAAAAUAUUAAUGUUAUAUAAAUGAUUUUUUUUUUAUUUUUUUAGUUUUAAAUUAUGUAUUUUCUGUUAAUAAGUAUAAUUAUUUUGGUUUAUAACAAACUUUUAUUGUAUUGUAAACUAAAUUAGUGGUUACACGUAUAUUGAAACUAGAAUAUUUAUUGUUUUUGUAUAGUAUAUAAUUUUAUUUAAAAAUAUUAAAAAUAUAUAUAAUUUUCAAUUUAAUAAUUAUUAAAUAAGACUUCUUAUUCAUAUGAUUUAAUAGUCAUUUGUAUAUUUUUAUUAGAAAAAUUUAAAUCAUUGGUCACAAAAUUUUCUAUAUGAGAUUUUAAUAGUUUUAAAAAUUUCAAAAUAUAACAUAUAGAGAAAAAUCUAAAGUUUUUUUAUUUAAUUAAGGGGGUUUUUUUAUUUAAAUAAAAUCGAAAGUUUUUAUUUAAUCUGAAGUUUUCCUUUGUAAAUUUGCAAUUGCAAAAAUGACAUAAACGGAAGACUUCCUAGAGGUCUUCUGCUGGAAGACUUUCGUGAAGUCUUCAAGUUGAAGACUUUCGUGAAGUCUUCAAGUUGAAGACUUUCGUGGAAGUCUUCUAGGUCAAAAAUUAAUAACCUUUCAUUUUUUCUAAAAUUGUAAAGACUUUUUCAUAUUUUUUUGCUAAUUCUUAUAUAUUUGUCAAUAUUGGGACUACUUAGUGAAACUGAUAACUUAUGGUGAUAAUUAUAAGGUUACCGACAUUCAUGUUUAUUAUUGUUUCUAGCUAUUGAGAGAAGUCUUCUAUCAUAAUUAUGAGGUUACUGACAUUCAUGUUUAUUAGUGUUUCUAGCUAAUGAGAGAAGUCUUCCUUCUUUGUAUCUUUAUUAAACUUGUAUUUUCAACUUCAAAUUAUGGUUUUGAACUUUCAAAAGUGUUAAAUAACUUUAUGAAUAUCAAGUAAUGUGGUUUGAUUUGUCUUUUUAGAUCAUAAGAUAUACUUUUUAACUAUUUUGAGAUUUAGAAUUUCAAUUUUGAUAUAGUUUUCCCACUUAAAUUUUUUGAUUUAUAUUUAAGUUUUCCGCUUAAAAUUUAAGUCUUACAAGAAGUCUUCCGAGAAGACUUCCUGUAAGUUUUCUGUAGACUUUCCAGAAGACUUCUAGUGAAAAUGUUAUAUGUUUGUACUUAUGUAAUGUUUGAUUUCUUGUGAAUUUGACUAAGUUUUUUUAGAAGUCGUCUCCCUUAUUUUUAGUAAAUUUGACUAAAUUUUUGUGUUAUUGUGUUUUGCUAUUGAAUUUGUAUCAAUUACUUUAUUAAACUCAAGUACUUUCACAAGAUAAUAUUGUAUACAUGAACAUAUUUACUAAAAAUGUUUUUAUUAAUAAUUCUUAAAAUUUACAAAAGAAUUCACAACUAAAAGAGUACACAUAUAAAUCAUAAAACAUAUCAUAAACAAAACUAUUACACAUGGAGUUAGAGAUUAUUAAUCCAUAAAUAUAAGGUUGGACUCUACUUGACAUGAGAGAAAAUUCUGUCAGAAGACUUCCGGAAAAUUCUUGUAGGACAUUAUGUUCUUAGAAGACUUCGUCAGAAGUGGAAGUCUUCUAGGGCAUUAUAUUUUAGAAGACUUCUAAAAUAUGACUCAGAUCUAAAAAACAUGCAUAACCAAAAACAUUCAAAUGACUUCAAAACAGAAAAAAAUAGUGGAAGAUUAGAUAGAUAUACCUAUAUGGAACACACAAAAUAGAUAUCUAAAAUUUAUAAAUCUAUUUUCAAAGGAGUGGAAGAUAAGAACCAUGUGACAAAAAACCUACAAAAAUAAGAUAAAUUAGUGAAAAAGACAUGUGACAAAAAAAUGAGAAAUUGAUAUAAAGUUUGGUGUUUUCAAAUUCAAAGAGAUUAGAGAAAGGUUGGAGAGUUUUACUUUGGAAAAAGUAAGAAUUUUAUGCAUCAAAAGCUUACCAAUUGAAGAAAAAUCAGUAAUGGAAACUUGCUAAAACGCUCAGAUUUGUUAUGAAAGAGGUGACAUGCUCACAAGAUUUCCAGGAAGUAUUCCAUGAAGUCUUCUAACGCAUUAUAUUUUAGAAUAUUUCCUAGAAGUCUUCUAAAGCCUGACCCAAAUCUAAAAACCAAAGAUAUCCAAACUCAGAUCUGAAAAACCUGCAUAUUCAAAAACGUUCAAAUGACUUCAAAACAAAAAAAAAUGAGUGAAAGAUUAGAUAGAUCUACCUUUAUAGAAUACACAAAAAUACACAUCCAAAUUUUAUAGAUCUACCUCUAAAUGAGUGGAAGAUGAGAACCAUGUGAUAAAUAACGUGCAAAAACAAGAUAAAUUACUGAGAAUGACAUGAGAUAAGAGAUAGGUUGGAUAGUUUUAGUUUGAGAAAAAAAAUAAGAACUUUAUGCAACAACAGCUUAUCAAAAUAAGAAAAAUCAGACAUGAAAACUUGCUAACGCUCAGAUCUGUUAUCAAAGAGGAGACAUAAGAGAAAACUCCGUCAGAAGAUUUCCAGAAAGUCUUCUUGCGCUUUAUAUAUUAUAAGACUUAUGGGAAGUGACUUACGAGAAGACUUUCCAAAAGUCUUCCAGAAUUGAAUCUUAGCAAUAUCUGAAAAAUCUGCAUAUACAAACCGAGAUCUGGAAAUCAUUCAUAUCCAAAAACGUUCAAAUGACUUCAAAACAGAGAAAAUAAGUGGAAGUUUAGAAAGAUUUACCUUUAUAGAACACACUAAAAUAUAAAUCUAAAAUUUAUAGAUCUACCUUUAAAGGAGUGGAGUUGAGAACCAUGCAAUAAAAAUUCUCAAAACAAGAUAAAUUUGUGAGAAAUACAUGAGCCAAAAAAUGAGAAAUUGAUAGAAAUUUUUGUAUUUUCAAUUUCAAAAACAUUAGAGUGAGUUUGAAGAGUUUAAGAGUGAGAAACAUAACAUUUUUGUUGCAGCCAUUUGAGAAGAAAAAAAUGUGUAAUUUUUUUUUUAUGUAUGGAAACAAAAAUUUCUAUUUAGGUUAAAUAUUUUCGAUUCAGAAGUCUUCCAUGGAAGUCUUCUUACUCCUAAAUAUACUACUUGGCCAGGAGACUUCUUCUAGCCCUUAAAUAUAAACUCUAAAGUCAAAUAACUAACUAACUAAAUAAAAACAAACACUUCAUUAAACUUAAAAUAAAUUUUAAGUGUUUAAUAUACACAAAAGUAAGUACAUAUAUGCCAAAUUGUUUUUUUUUUUAAUGUUAAGCUUCCAAAAUCUAACCUUAAAAAUACAAACAAUACUACAAUUUAUUUUACCAAAACCUAAUCCAAAGAAUACAAUGACACACUACAUUCACUCAUAUGUGUUGAAAGAUUUUCAAUUUUACUAUAUCUUAAUUUAUAUCAAUUACAAAUGUUUAUAAUUACAUGGUUUCAAUUUUUCCCCUAUCGAAAUAUUUUUUUCUAAAAUUUAUAAAUUAUUUUUAAGAUCUACAAUAUGAGGAAGUCUUCUCACAUAAGACUUAAGAAAUCCCUAGAAGACUUCGAGGGGUUAUUUUCGUAAAAGUAAAUUAUGUUUUUUUGUUUGGUUAUAAGGGGAUACUUGUAAUUUCACUAGCAUUUUGGGUUAGUUUUGCAUUUGAUUCAAGUUGGGAUAUACCUUUGUGUUUAAAAUCAAGUUAUGGGUCAUAUUUUGCAAUUUCCCGUUUAAUUAAUGUAAUUGUUUAAUUUAUUUUAAUAAUAUACAAUUAAACAAAAUGAUAAAUGAUACACAAAUUUUUAUUAAAUCUCUAUUACUCAAAAUUAUUAAUUUUCAUAUAUACUUUAGUCAUAUUAAGUAAUUAUGUAGUUUUUAUUUGUAGAAAUAAUGAAGAACUUUUAAUAAUUUAUUUUAUGGCUAGUUUAAUAAAAAAUAGUAUAUAUUUAGAUGGAUUCACAUAUUUUUUUAGGAAUUUUGAAAAAUAUUUUAGUGAAUGUUACGUGUUAUAGAUAAAAUAUUGUAAUGAUUCUCACAUAAUAAAUAAGAUAUUAUAGAUAUUGUAUGUUGAUGUAAUAGUGUCCAAACAAACAACAUCUGAAUACUACCAUCCGGAUGCAGCCUCUGGAUACAUAAACGAACAUGUUUUAGUAGAGAUGCUUAGUAGAGAAAUGCAUUACAACAUAUCUAAUGGAUUCUUGAGAAACACCCAAGGGACCGAACAUGCAUAACUUUAAGAAGAAAUUUCAAAAACUGUAGCAUAAAAGUCCAUUAUCAUCAUAAUGAUUUAGUCUUGUUUAUAUAUUUAUUUUGAGGUUGAAUUUUUCCAGUGAUGACAUAAUAAAAACCUUCUUAAGUUUACAACAUUAUAUGAUUCAAAAAAAAAGUAUAGUUUUAGUUAACCAAGAGAAAAAAAACUACUUGUAGAAAACUUAAAUAGAUUUAAAUGUUUUGACUGAAAACUUAAACAGAUAAUUUGUAAUAACAUAUGAUAUCUCUAUAAUAUUAUUUGGGAAGUCUAAUACGAAGUGUCAGAAAAUAACCGUUUUUCGUCGUUCACGUGGAUGCAAAGUUACCGAUUUGGUUUAUAGAGUCAGUAUGAGUCAGUAUACGUUGAUGACAAAAACAAUUACUUAAGAAGUCAUUUUUAUACGUAGCAUGCUCACGUUAAUUCUUAUGAUGGUUAUUUACAUAAGUACGUUAAUGAAUUAAAAUAUUUAAUUUAAAUACUAUGAUUUAUUUUUUAUUUUUUUCCUUUUAUAUUUUUCCAAAUAACAUAUAUAAUAAAAAGGAAAGAUUUAUAAGUUUUAAAAACGAAUUGAAAAACAAAAAUAUAUUUUUAUAUAAUAUGAUUUUAUUAAAAAGAAAAUUUCACAAAAUAGCAAUAUUCCGUUUAAAACAUAUUCUUACUUAAAAAAAUAUUGUCAAAGUAAUAAAAAUACUUUCUUUAUAUCUAUAUUUUUAUUAGAUGAAAAAAAAAUAUAUUUUUAUAUAAUAUGAUUUCAUAAAAAGGUUCACAAAGAUAAACUUGAUAUUAAAAAAUAAAUAUUAUUCCUUUGAAACAUACUUUAUACAAUAUAAAAUAAUUAUAUUUUUAGAGUAAUAGAUAUAUUUUUCUAUCUAUUUUCUUAGAUGAUUACAAAAAGAAUUAAAUAAUCUAAACCCCAUUAUGUUUAAUUGACUAAAAUAGUUUAUAAUUAUUAUUAUUCAUAUGUUUUUUCAUAAUCUUUAGCUGACUAUACUAUUUUACAACUACAGCAAAAAAUACCCAUAAAUUAUAUUCUAAUUAUAUAGUAUGAUUUCACAAAAACAAUCACAAUUUUAGUGCUGAUUUUGAGAUAUUAAAAAUGGAACCUAAAUUUUUUUUUUUAUGAUAAGCAUAUUUUGAUCAAAUAGCUACAAAAUAUUUUUAUAUAGCAUAUACAUCUAAUGAGGUAUAUAUAUUAUAUUUUAUCAUUAAUAAUUUUUUUUUAAUAUUUAGUUUCUUUUUAAUUUUAUAUUUUCUUUAUGUUUGUAGAACUUAAUAUACCCAUAAUCAAAAUACCCAAAAAAUCUGAUCUCCUUUUUAAGAUUAUUUUUAGUUUACCUUUCAAUAAAUCUAAGGCGUACAAUUAUUUAGAAAUUAUAAAAUAUUUAAUUAUUUUAAAUAUUGAUAUUCGUUCAUGAGCUUACAAAAAUUUAUCAUACUGACUUUAUGAACCACAACGGGAUAUCUCGAUCCAUGUGAACGACUAAAGACGGUUGCUUCCUGAUACUUCAUGUUAGACUAUCAUCCUUUGUAUUUUGCGUCUUUGGUACAUAGAUGAUCUCUGAUCGGAAGAAACUUUCUUUCAGGAUCUUAAUAUCUUCCAAAUAACUUGCAAAGGCUGGCAAUUCUUCUGUUCCGAAACCAUCUUCACCAAUUGAGAGCAAUCCGUUUCAAACGUAACAUGAAAUUGACGUAAGUUUCUUAUACAUUCCAUUGCCCAUAGCAAAGCUUCCAUCUCCGCAUGAAGAGAAGAUAGACUAGCCCGAACAUUCUUCGCCCCUAUCAGCCCAUCAAAUCCUUCUAAAAUACUGAGCCAACCCUGACCAGAGAAAAUAUCAUUGUCUUUCCAGGACCCAUAUGUGAAACACCAUCUUGCUAGAAUUGAUGGUAGAGUCGUAACCUCAACGUGUGGUACCGUUCUCUGUUCGUUCAAUAUAUGUGCCUCGGCCUAGAGUGUUGAUUUUGUUUCUGCCAAUUUAUGCGCAUCCCUAUGAUCAAUAUCCAGAUUACUAAAAACUUAAUUAUUCCUUCUUUUCCAAAUGUAUCAUAGUAUCCAUGCAAACUGAUGAUCCUCCAUCUGCGGGAAAACUCUCCAGCAGAUAUGAUCCAUGUUUGUGAAGAGAGAGUUUGUUGAGAAAAUAGCUGGAUUUUGUGGUAUCUUUGAGAGAGCUCAAAAUUAACAUUCAAAAAACACAUGGUUGAUCAAUUCCUCAUCGGCUCCGCAUCUUGCACAUCAUAUAUCCCCUUGUAUCCUUCGCACUUGCAAAUUCUUCCUUACUGCUAAAUAUCUUGUCACCAAUUGCCAUAGAAAAUGUUUAUAUUUGGUGAGCACCGUAUUUUCCAACAUAAUGCCUUCAAUACAUCAAUUGUAGGCCCAAACAUUAAUGAUGGUCUUUCCCUAUCUCGGUAAACUCUUUCGACAUGAUAUUUUGAUUUAAUCGUAUAUUUUUCAUUGUUUGUGAAAUGUCAUCCAUCCCUAUCUACCGUCUGGGUUCUGCUCAGUGAUAUGCUUUAUAUGAUUUUCAUAUCCUGUUGGUCUACCAAAGCCCGGAGUGCCUACGAGUUCCAAAUUCACGUAGUAGAAUCAAUGAGAGAAUCCAGUGUGAUCAUCUUUAUAUAUAUAUAUAUAUAUUAAUUUCCCAUUGAUUAUCUUUUGAUUUUCUAAUAUUUUUAAAAAUCAACAUAUAAUUUUGAUAAAUAUUACGAAAAUACAUGCACAUUUAAGCGAGAGAUAAACUAAUUUGAUUUGAUUUAAUUAGAUUAAAAAUAAUUAUACUUGAAAUUGAAUUUGUAAGAAUAUAUGUAACUCAAUAUGCUCACAACAUGAGUGAUUCGACUAAGCCAACUUAUAUCCAAAAUCAAGAUCUAACUACAAUAAGAAGCUAUAAUUUUAUAAUAAAAAUCUAUUUAUUUUUAUAAAUUUGAAUUGCAUGUUGACUCAAAACAUAUUAAUAAUUAAAAAUAAAAUAUUAACAAAUUGUUACAAUAUAACUUUAUAUAUAUGCAUGAGAUUUCAGAAUAUUUACGUUAUAUUCAUUUAUGUAAUUUUGAAUCAAACACUUUUAUUUUAUAUUUUUUAGUUCUAAACACAAAAUAUAUUAUAUUAUACAUAAUCUUACUAAAAUAUAUUUACAUAUCAAAGAAAAUAACCAACAUAACUGCAAAUAAAAAUUAAUCAAAAUUAACUAUAUUUGGGAAUUUGGAAAAAUAGAUGUCAUCCAAUAUAUAUCCAAGUGAUACACAAAUCGAUUGUUGACCCAAAAAUAACUAAACCAACUAAAAAUAACAUAUCCAAAAUUAUAUGUCUAAUUUAAAUAUUAUAAUAUUAUUAAUAUAAAUUAUACAUAUAAAUUAUAUUAUAAAUUGAUUUAAAACAAUAAGUAAAUAUCAAUUAAUUAUAAUAUAUUAACUUUAUAAUGAUUUAUAUCGGUACAUGUGCAGUGGAGAAUCACCUACUAUUAAAUAUAAAUACACAUAUACAUAUCCUAUAAGUUAUACAUGUAACGAAUGCUUACAUAUUUUAUAACAGAAAACAAUAUAAAACUUCACCACAUUUUAUAAUAUUCCAAAGCCGGUUUCACGAUACAUUAAACCGUCUAUGGAAUUGGUAAUCCCACACACUAUUUUAUGCUUAUCACGUCGGAACAGUGACACUGUAAGUCGUGCAUACACGUUCAUAUUCCAAGUUGCUCAUUAUGUUAUUACUCAAACCAUUAAAUAUAUUUAGAAAAGUAACCUUCUUUGUCAACGCGAUUAACCUAUAUAAACACAUGAAACUAGUUUUCAAAACUUCACUUGCUUUUUCUGAAAUCUAACACAUAAGCAAAGCAAGCCAAAAGAAAAUAAAAUGGCUUUCUCACGCCUUUCCUUUGCUGCUUCUCUCGUUGUCUUCUCAUCCUUAAUCAUAUCCUCAGUUGCUAAUUACGGCAACGAAGUCAACCCCGAGACCGGAAAAUUUAUUCCUGUCGCCGUUGAAGGUGUCAUCAUGUGCAAGUCCGGUGACAAAUCAUACCCAAUUCAAGGUGCUACGGCAAGAAUUGCAUGUGUGAAGACAGACGCAUAUGGCAAAGAAAUAGUUCCAAUCUCAAUAAUGAGCAGCAAAACUGAUGCUAAAGGUUACUUCUUCGCCACGUUAUUCCCUUCACAGCUUCGUGCAGGAAGGACGGUGACCAAGUGCAAAGUUUUCCUUUACCAGUCUCCAAUCGCUGAUUGCGAUUUCCCGACCGAUGUGAACAAGGGUGUGAGAGGAAUGUCAUUGAACAAAUACCGUGUUCUUGAAGACAAGAGCUUCAAGCUUUACUGGGCUGGUCCUUUCUUCUACACCUCUGAACCUACUUACUACUAAACAAAGCUUCUUUUGAUUGACGUGAAAUGUAACUUUGAGAGUCCUUUUGUUUGUUUGAUUCGUUGUCUGAAAAUGAGCCGAGACUUUUUAUGUUUUUUAUAUUGUCUUUCUUGGAAACUUUUUAACAUAUAUAUAAACCGUGUUGUGAAGUA
Molecule: messenger RNA, 19689 nt
Organism: Brassica rapa (field mustard)
Lineage: Eukaryota; Viridiplantae; Streptophyta; Magnoliopsida; Brassicales; Brassicaceae
Product: proline-rich protein 3
Biological process (GO): response to ethylene
Cellular component (GO): cell periphery
Source: RefSeq, a predicted model, not a curated record